AUGAUCGCCAAAUUUACUGUUAUCUUCGCCCUCGCCAUUGCUGUAACAAAUGCUGGAGUGUUACCACUAGCUGCGGCUCCUGCUGCGUUGGUUGCUCCGGCUGCGGUACCUGCGGCUUAUGCCGUGGCUCCUUAUGCCAGCUCUUAUUCUGCACACGCAGUCAACCACGCAGUAGCCGCUCCCGUUUUGUCCGCCCCUUACUACGCUGCCGCUCCCUAUGUAGCCGCCCCAUCCCCCUAUGCUAGAUACCUUUCCGCACCUUACAUUCUA
Messenger RNA from Brenthis ino (lesser marbled fritillary), 270 nucleotides. The record is from the annotation of a GenBank genome assembly. NCBI's taxonomy places the organism in Eukaryota, Metazoa, Arthropoda, Insecta, Lepidoptera, Nymphalidae.